Molecule: messenger RNA, 1499 nt
Organism: Musa acuminata subsp. malaccensis (wild Malaysian banana)
Lineage: Eukaryota; Viridiplantae; Streptophyta; Magnoliopsida; Zingiberales; Musaceae
Product: transcription factor TCP20
Cellular component (GO): nucleus
Molecular function (GO): sequence-specific DNA binding; DNA-binding transcription factor activity
Source: RefSeq, a predicted model, not a curated record
UCUCUCUCUCUCUCUGGUCCUUUCGAGUCUACCCUGCAUUCCAUCAGAAUCAUUGUGGAGGCAGCCUGGUACUCCCCCCUUCCUCUCCCUCUUCAUCUUCAUCUGACUGUCCAAGUCCCAAAAACCGACCUUUUUGCCUUCUCCGCUCUCUCUCUGUCUCAUGGAUCUCAAGGGUUCCGCCAAGUUGCCCCAAGAGGUCCCCAAGUUCCACCGGGCCCUGGGCCUCCCACAGUCGGACAAGAGGGAACCCACCACGGCCUCAUCAGCGGCAGAAAGCUGCGAUCUUUCGCCUUCCACAACCUCAGGUGGGCGGGAGUUGAAGGCGGUGGCAACAGCAGCAGCAGCGGAGAAGGACGAGCAAAGGCGGCAGCUUGCGCCCAAGAGAAGCUCCAACAAGGAUCGGCACACCAAAGUUGACGGCAGGGGGAGAAGGAUCAGGAUGCCCGCCCUCUGCGCCGCCAGGGUCUUCCAACUCACCCGAGAAUUGGGCCACAAGUCCGACGGGGAGACGAUCCAGUGGCUCCUCCAGCAAGCGGAGCCGGCCAUCAUCGCUGCCACCGGCACGGGGACAAUCCCGGCAUCUGCCCUCGCCGCCGCUGGCUCAGUUCCUAACCCAGGCCCCACCGUCCUUGCAGGGGUCCACCAGAAGCCCGACGAAGCGGGGCAGGGCGCCAUCGCCGCCCUGCGGCCUAACUGGGCCAUGGUUGGGGCUGCAGGCCUCCCUCGGUCGCACCUCGGCUUGUGGCCGCCGCCGGUGGGUGGAUUGAACUCUGGAUUUUUGCUUCCGGCGGUGGCCGCCUCAUCAAGCUCGAAUUUUGGGGCCGGAGGCGGUGGCGAUGUUUCGGCGGGCAGCUUCAUCCAUAGGAUGGCACUACAUGGAAUGGAGUUGCCCAGCGCCAACCUUGGUGCCAUGAGUUUCGCAUCAAUGUUCGGCGGCCAUGGGCAGCAGCUACCCGGACUGGAGCUCGGCCUCUCACAAGAUGCGCAUAUCGGCGUGCUGAAUUCACAGGCUUUGAGCCAGUUCUACCAGCAGAUGACACCAGGAAGAUUGGGAGCCGGUGCUGAUGGCAGUGGACGAUUGCAGCAGCCACAGCAGCAAUCUCAUCUGGCAGAGGAUGAUUCACAGGAGUCACAAGACUAGAGGGAAGUUGAGUUGCAGGAUUACCAGGCAGAAAUUUUCAGUGUUAAGCUGAAGUGAACAGCCAAUUUAAAUUUUCUUUACAGUUGAUUGGUUUUCUACUGUGUGUGAAAGAGAGAGAACAAGUUCACGAGUGAUUCGAUCUGUCUGCCACUCCUUUCUCUGCAAACCUCACUUCUCGAUGUUCAGGUGUAUGGUAGCAGAGCUGAACAGGUCAGCUUGAAACUGGGAAUCUUCUUUACCUUGAGGUGUGUAGAUAAGAGUUUUGGCCAUAUUUGAUAGUUCUUGCUGUUCGGUACAGACAUAGUUGUGAUUGGCUUGUUUGCACAAAUAAAAAUUGGCAUUCUUCCUAUACUUCUUA